GUACAAACGAGCGAGAUGCAGAAACAAUCUCAGUUCAAACGUCAAUACAGCGUCGAUCGAAUCAAAGUCUGCGUUGAAUGGUCACCAAGCAAGUAUGGUAGGAUAUUUCAUUGGCCGAAGGCUCGCUCGCGACAGUUGAGCGUAACUCAGAGGCGCGCGCGCACGUCCCGCCCCGCCAUGGUCUCCCCAGGGGUCAUCCUCGCGCUCGCCUGCGCACUCGCCGCCGCCGCCGACGACCAAACACUCAAAGAAUACAAAAACUCCAUCCUCAACAGUACCAGCAAUGUUGACAAACGGGUAAUACAGCGGUUGAGCUCGUUGAUCGAAUCGAACAAAACCAUAGACGUUGAUAACAUUGAUAAGAAGCUAGUGGCUCGAUUGAGGAGUUUAGUGAACGGGACGGUGGAAAGAGAAGUGUUAGCCAGGUUGAGGGGUGAUAAGAACUAUAACGCUUACGAUGACGGGGUGCCAGAGAGUCGGGGCAAGAUCGCUACGGUUGAGGAGUCACCGGCAUACGCCUCUUCAGUGGUGUUGGCCAGUGACCUGUUGUCGCUGACCAGCGCGGUGGCUGGGGUCCAGGAGUCGGUGUGCCGGGAACAGGGAUACCGGUUCCUGGAUGGACUGCUGCUGAACAAGCGGUGGGCGUUAAGGAUGUUCGAUGCGUCGGCCAAGUCUCCGCAGGGUCUUCUCUUCGGGUCUUCCUUCCACCUGGGCAACUUCGACGAGUGCGUGACCAUCGACGACCCCAGCGACGAGGGACUCGGGGUGGAGGGGCAGUACUGCCUCGCCACCAUCAAGUGGCCGCAAGCUGAGAAUAAGAAGGUCCGCACCGGCCGCGGGGGCUCCCUACGCUGGGCGGUGUGCGUGCCGAGCGCCUGCUCAGCCCGCGCCGUGGCCCGCUUCGUGUCUGACGUGCUGGCGUACACCGUGGGCAACACCACCACCGUGGUGGUUGGCGAGAGCGACUGCUACUCGAGGAGGCCGCUGAGUGUGACUACACUUGAUGUCGGCUAUUUAUCACUAAUCCUCCUGUUCGCGUCAAUUCUCCUACUGAGCACUACAUACGAAGCAUUCUCCCUCUACCUCGGUCUCGGCAAGCACAGCGUCACUAGAGACCUGAUCGUCUCCUUCUCCAUCAUCAACAACAUGAAGAAGAUACUGUCCACGAAGCAGAACAACAGCCUCGGGUUGGACUGCAUCGCCGGGAUCAAGACACUGGCCAUGAUCUUUAUAGUGGCUGGACAUGCGUGCUUGUUUAUUGCGACUGGACCCGUCAUGGACGCUGAGGCUUGGGAUCGGCUGGUCCGGCAUCCCGCCAAUGCGUUUAUGCUGAACAACGCUCUCCUGGUGGACACGUUCCUGAUGCUGAGCGCCUUCCUGUUCUGCCGGCUGCUGCUGAUCGAGCUGGACAAGCGUCGGGGGCGGCUCAACAUCCUGCCCAUACUCGUCUUCAGAUAUAUCCGGGUGACUCCCGCCUACAUGGUGGUGAUCCUAUUCUACAUGACGUGGCUGCCGAAGCUCGGCGAAGGCCCGCUGUGGGAGGACCGCAUGUCGCUGGAGCAGCAGCGAUGCAUGAAGUCCUGGUGGGCGAACAUCCUGUAUGUCAACAACUACGUCAAUACUGACCAGUUGUGCAUGUUCCAAUCCUGGUACCUCUCAGUGGACACCCAGCUCUUCUUCCUGGCGCCCGUGUUCAUCUACUCUCUCUGGCACUGGCGGCGGCUCGGGCCACUGCUGCUGGGGGUUGGCACCUUCUUCUCAUUGAUGGUGCCCGCUGCCAUCACGUAUCGGGAUAAGCUGGACCCUACGCUGCUGUUUUAUGCCAAAGAGUUCUCCGACAUCGUCCUGAACCCUUACUUCAAGGACGCGUACAUCAAGACGCACAUGAAGAUGACCCCAUACUUCAUGGGACUCAUCACCGCUUACGUUCUUCAUCGAAUACAAUCAGAAAACUACCAAUUUUCCAAGACCUUGAAAGCGUUCGCGUGGACCACCAGCCUGAUCCUGGGCACAGUGACCACCUUCUCAGUCUCCGUGUUCUACCAGCCCUGGUACCAGCCGAGCACGGUGGAGGCGGCGGCCUACAUCUCUCUGCACAAGCUGGCCUGGGGCAUCGCUAAUGGGUGGCUGAUCAUCGCCUGUGCUACUGGGAAUGGAGGUAUAUUCGGCAAGCUACUGACAUACAAGUUCUGGGUUCCUCUGUCGAGACUGACGUACUGCGCGUAUCUCGUGAACGGGAUCGUAGAGUUGUACUACGUGGGGCAGCUGAGGCACCCGCUUCAUAUCACCUUCUUUACUGUGGCCGCCAACGCCACGGCGCACAUCACGCUGACCUUCUUCCUUGCCUUACUGCUGUGUCUCACGUUCGAGUCACCCAUACACGGAAUCGAAAAGAUUCUACUUCGGAUUUUUGCUCGACCAGUGCUGAGUGACAACGCAAGAAAAACUGAAGAGUCGGAGUCUUCACCAAGCUCUAGUCAGACGAAAUUAGAAUCUACUUCAUAGCGAUAACGUGGAAUAGAGACUAAAUUUCUGUGAAAUGAAUGUAUAUAAAUAGUUCAGUAUCUUUGACGUUGAUUAAAGGAACAGUUUAAAGUCUUGUAGUUGGUAAAAUGUACAUAAAAUCGAAUUAGGAACUAGAAUAGUGCGUGAAAGAGUGUAAAUGUGUUACAUAGUUGUAAAUAUUAUUGUGUAUUUUGUACUUUUUUAAGACUGUGUAUUCUUAUUAAGUUGUUAUAGCUUUACAUUUUUGUAGUGGUAGUAGGUUGAUAAUUAAUAAGUGCUUUAAAAUAAUAAAUUUUAAAAUCUCUUAUUGUACAAAUAUAUUUUCAUUGCUA
This is a messenger RNA of Plutella xylostella (diamondback moth), 2837 nucleotides long. Its product is annotated as nose resistant to fluoxetine protein 6. Lineage: Eukaryota; Metazoa; Arthropoda; Insecta; Lepidoptera; Plutellidae. The record is from RefSeq and is a predicted model, not a curated record. Gene Ontology annotation, molecular function: acyltransferase activity, transferring groups other than amino-acyl groups.